Messenger RNA from Manihot esculenta (cassava), 1754 nucleotides. Its product is annotated as abscisic acid 8'-hydroxylase CYP707A1. Gene Ontology annotation, molecular function: heme binding; (+)-abscisic acid 8'-hydroxylase activity; iron ion binding. The record is from RefSeq and is a predicted model, not a curated record. Bases 147 to 1556 code for a protein of 469 amino acids. NCBI's taxonomy places the organism in Eukaryota, Viridiplantae, Streptophyta, Magnoliopsida, Malpighiales, Euphorbiaceae. Gene Ontology annotation, biological process: sterol metabolic process. The transcript has 9 exons.
CAUUUCCUAUCCUGUACUUCAUCUUUAUCCUCUGUGCUUCUAUAUAAAUCCACUUCCCCUGCCUCUCUCUCUCGCCAUUUCAAGGAUAUCAUUUGAGCAUUUUUACUACAAGAUACUCUAGUUAACACAUUCUCAAAGGAACACAAAUGUAUGCGAUUCUUGUUUAUGUUUUCAUUUUCUUUCUUGGUGGAAUCUCGUAUGUCGCCAUGAGAAGAGGCAAGAAAGAAGUCUAUAAUGGAGUUAAGCUUCCUCCAGGUUCAAUGGGGUGGCCUUACAUUGGAGAGACUCUUCAACUCUAUUCUCAAGACCCAAAUGUAUUCUUCACAGAAAAACAGAAAAGAUAUGGAGAAAUCUUCAAGACCCAUAUUCUCGGUUGCCCUUGUGUCAUGUUGGCUAGCCCAGAAGCAUCUCGGUUCGUGCUAGUGACCCAAGCUCACUUAUUCAAACCAACGUAUCCCAAAAGCAAAGAACGAUUAAUCGGCCCAUCAGCCAUCUUCUUUCACCAAGGAGAAUACCACAUGCGUCUAAGAAAGCUAGUUCAAGGCUCCUUGUCUCUGGAUUCACUACGAAACUUGGUUGCUGAUAUUUCAGCCAUAGCAGCCUCCACCUUAGACUCAUGGAAUGGCGGACAUGUUAUCAAUACCUUUCAUGAAAUGAAAAAGUUCUCUUUUGAAGUUGGUAUUCUGGCAUUUUUUGGGCAUUUGGAUUCUCAUUAUAGAGAAGAAUUGAAAAAGAACUACAGAAUAGUUGAUAAAGGUUACAACUCCUUUCCGACAAGCCUGCCGGGGACUCCUUACAAGAAGGCACUGACGGCGAGGAAGAGGCUGAGCAAGAUUCUCGGUGACAUUAUCAGCGAAAGAAAAGAAAAGAGAUUACUAGAAAAGGAUCUUUUGGGUUGUCUACUGAACUCAAAAGGUGAUAAAGGACAGGUCUUAACCGAUGAUCAAAUCGCCGACAACGUGAUCGGAGCUCUUUUUGCAGCUCAGGAUACGACGGCCAGUGCCUUGACAUGGAUUGUCAAAUAUCUCCAUGAUAACCCAAAACUUCUAGAGGCUGUAAAGGCUGAACAGAAAGAGAUUUAUAAAAUGAAUAAUGAAGGUAGUCAGCCAUUGAGUUGGAAUCAAACUAGAAACAUGCCCUUUACUCACAAAGUUGUUUUAGAGAGCCUGAGAAUGGCUAGCGUUAUAUCCUUUACUUUUAGAGAAGCAGUGUCUGAUGUGGAAUACAAGGGGUACCUGAUUCCCAAAGGUUGGAAGGUGAUGCCUUUAUUCAGGAACAUUCAUCACAAUCCAGAAUAUUUUAGAGAUCCUCACAAAUUUGAUCCCUCAAGAUUCGAGAUUCCACCAAAACCCAAUACAUUUAUGCCAUUUGGAAGUGGAGUUCAUGUUUGCCCAGGAAAUGAGCUUGCUAAGUUGGAGAUGCUUAUCAUCACCCACCAUUUAUCCACCAAAUUCAGGUGGGAAGUGGUAGGAUCUCAAAAUGAGAUUCAGUAUGGCCCAUUCCCAGUUCCUUACCAUGGACUUCCAGCCAGAUUUUGGAAGGAAUCCACCACUUAGGAUUAAUUGAUUAUCAAGUUUUAACAAAUAUAAUUGUAUUUCUAUUCUUCUAAGUAUUUUUAUUUUUAGCCACAUAGGGUCAAAUCAUUCCCAAAUCAACACUCUUAUGGGGAUACUUAGAUUUUUCCCUUUUUUUUUAUCUUGUAUCUUUUACAUUAGCAUAUAAUGUUAUAAUAUUUUGAAAGGAUUCUGCAAGAA